AUGAGUUCGGAUGCUGAAAUGGCAGUGUUUGGGGAGGCUGCCCCAUACCUGAGGAAGCCUGAGCGAGAGAGGAUCGAAGCGCAGAACAGGCCGUUCGAUGCCAAAACUGCAGUGUUUGUGGCUGAUCCAAAAGACCUGUACGUUAAAGGCACUCUGCUAAACAAAGAAGGGGGCAAAGCCACUGUUAAAACUGAGGCAGGGCAGACAGUAGCAGUGAAGGAUGACCAAGUCUUCCCCAUGAACCCACCCAAGUUUGACAAGAUCGAGGACAUGGCCAUGAUGACCCACCUCAACGAAGCCUCUGUGCUGUACAACCUCAAAGAGCGUUACGCAGCAUGGAUGAUCUAUACCUAUUCAGGGCUGUUUUGUGUCACUGUGAACCCCUAUAAGUGGCUCCCAGUGUACAACAACGCAGUAGUGGUGGCCUACAGGGGCAAAAAGCGCCAGGAGGCUCCACCACACAUCUUCUCCAUCUCCGACAACGCCUAUCAGUUUAUGCUCACUGACAGAGAAAACCAGUCCAUCCUUAUCACUGGAGAAUCCGGUGCAGGGAAGACGGUGAACACCAAGCGUGUCAUCCAGUACUUUGCGACAAUCGCAGUGUCUGGGGAGCGAAAGAAAGAGGUUGUCACCUCAGGCAAAAUACAGGGGAAUCUGGAGGACCAGAUCAUCUCUGCUAACCCACUGCUAGAGGCCUUUGGAAAUGCAAAGACUGUCAGAAAUGAUAAUUCCUCUCGUUUUGGCAAAUUUAUCAGAAUCCACUUCGGCACCACAGGAAAACUGUCUUCUGCUGAUAUUGAAACAUAUUUGCUGGAAAAAUCCAGAGUAACGUUUCAGCUUGCUGCAGAGAGGAGUUACCAUAUUUUCUACCAGAUCAUGUCCAACAAGAAGCCUGAGCUCAUAGAGACUCUGCUCAUCACCACCAACCCCUAUGACUACCCAUUUGUCAGCCAAGGAGAAAUCAGUGUGGCUAGCAUUGAUGACAGUCAGGAACUGAUGGCCACUGAUAGUGCUGUUGACAUCCUUGGCUUCACUGGAGAGGAGAAAAUUGGCAUCUACAAGCUAACCGGCGCUGUGAUGCAUUAUGGGAACAUGAAGUUCAAGCAGAAGCAAAGAGAGGAGCAAGCAGAGCCAGAUGGGACAGAGGUGGCUGAUAAAGCGGCUUAUCUGAUGGGCCUGAACUCUGCAGACUUGCUGAAGGCAUUGUGUUACCCUAGAGUUAAGGUUGGGAAUGAAUAUGUCACCAAAGGCCAGACUGUCCAGCAGGUCUACAAUUCUAUUGGAGCUUUGGCCAAGUCCGUCUAUGAGAAGAUGUUUCUGUGGAUGGUCAUCCGCAUUAAUCAGAUGUUGGACACCAAGCAACCACGGCAGUUUUUUAUCGGAGUCUUAGAUAUUGCUGGCUUUGAAAUCUUUGAUUACAACAGUCUGGAGCAGCUGUGUAUCAACUUCACCAAUGAGAAACUGCAACAGUUUUUCAACCACCACAUGUUUGUGCUGGAGCAAGAGGAAUAUAAGAAGGAAGGCAUCGAGUGGGAGUUCAUUGACUUUGGAAUGGACUUGGCUGCCUGUAUAGAGCUCAUUGAAAAGCCAAUGGGCAUCUUUUCCAUCCUUGAAGAGGAGUGCAUGUUCCCCAAGGCAUCAGACACCACCUUCAAAAACAAGCUGUACGACCAGCAUCUUGGAAAAUCAAAUAACUUCCAGAAGCCCAAGCCUGUCAAAGGCAAGGCUGAGGCUCAUUUCUCUCUGGUGCACUAUGCUGGCACUGUGGACUACAGCAUCACUGGCUGGCUGGACAAGAAUAAGGAUCCACUGAAUGAAACUGUAGUCCAGCUUUACCAGAAAGCCAGCCUGAGGCUGCUGUCAUUCCUCUAUUCUAACUACGCUUCAUCUGAAGAAAGUGGUGGUGGAGGAACCAGUGGAACAGGUGCUAAGAAAGCAGCCAAGAAGAAGGGUUCAUCCUUCCAGACAGUAUCAGCCCUAUUCAGGGAAAACCUGGGAAAGCUGAUGACAAAUCUGAGAAGCACCCAUCCUCAUUUUGUAAGGUGUUUAAUUCCAAAUGAAACUAAAACCCCAGGGGCGAUGGAGAACGCACUGGUUAUCCAUCAGCUGCGAUGCAAUGGUGUGCUGGAAGGAAUCAGGAUCUGCAGAAAGGGCUUCCCAAGUAGAAUAUUGUAUGGGGAUUUCAAGCAAAGGUACAAAGUACUGAAUGCAAGUGUGAUCCCUGAGGGUCAGUUCAUUGACAACAAGAAAGCUGCUGAGAAGCUCUUGGGGUCUAUCGAUGUGGACCACACACAGUAUAAGUUUGGGCACACCAAGGUGUUCUUCAAAGCAGGGCUCUUGGGACAACUAGAAGAGAUGAGGGAUGAAAAACUGGCCUCUCUCAUCACUGUUACUCAAGCCUUAUGUCGCGGCUUUCUCAAAAGGAGGGAUUUUCAGAAAAUGAUGGAGAGGAGAGAAUCCAUUUACAUCGUCCAAUACAACAUUCGCUCCUUCAUGAAUGUAAAACACUGGCCAUGGAUGAAGCUGUACUUCAAGAUCAAGCCACUCUUAAGGAGUGCUGAGACUGAGAAGGAGAUGGCCACCAUGAAAGUGGAGUUUGCCAAGUGUAAGGAGGACUUAGCUAAAGCUGAGAACAAGAGGCGAGAGCUGGAAGCCAAAAUGGUUUCCCUGCUCCAGGAGAAGAAUGACUUGUGUCUGCAGGUUCAGUCUGAAAGUGAGAGCCUGGCAGAUGCAGAGGAGAGGUGUGAGGGACUGAUAAAGAACAAGAUUAUGCUGGAAGCCAAAGCCAAAGAGUUGAGUGAGAGACUGGAGGAUGAGGAGGAGGUAAAUGCUGAGUUGACUGCCAAGAAGAGAAAGCUGGAGGAUGAGUGCUCUGAGCUGAAGAAAGACAUUGAUGACUUGGAGCUCACACUGGCUAAAGUGGAGAAGGAGAAACAUGCCACUGAAAACAAGGUUAAGAAUUUGACUGAGGAAAUGUCAAACCUCGAUGAUACCAUUGCCAAGUUAUCCAAGGAGAAGCAGUCCCUCCAGGAGGCCCAUCAGCAGACACUGGAUGACCUGCAGGCAGAGGAGGACAAAGUCAACUCCCUGACCAAAGCCAAGAUCAAACUGGAGCAACAAGUCGAUCUUCUUGAAGGGUGUCUGGAACAAGAAAAGAAAAUCCGUAUGGAUGUAGAGAGGGCCAAAAGGAAGAUUGAAGGAGAUCUGAAACUAACUCAAGAAUCCAUCAUGGAUCUGGAAAAUGACAAACAGCAGAUGGAGGAGCGCCUUAAAAAGAAAGACUUUGAGUUCAGCCAACUUGUAACCAAACUUGAGGAUGAGCAGAGUAUGGCUAUGCAAUCUCUGAAGAGGAUCAAGGAGCUCCAGGCACGAAUUGAAGAGUUGGAGGAAGAGAUUGAGGCCGAGCGUGUCGCCAGGGCUAAGGUGGAAAAACAGAGGUCUGACCUCUCCAGGGAGCUCGAGGAGAUCAGUGAGAGACUGGAGGAAGCUGGAGGAGCCACUGCCGCUCAGGUUGAGAUGAACAAGAAGCGAGAGGCCGAGUUUCAGAAACUGAGACGAGACCUUGAAGAGUCGACUCUUCACCACGAAGCGACUGCCGCAGCUUUGAGAAAGAAACAUGCUGACACUGUGGCUGAGCUGGGAGAGCAGAUCGACAACCUGCAGCGGGUCAAACAGAAGCUAGAGAAGGAGAAGAGCGAGUACAAGAUGGAGACUGAUGACCUGUGCAGCAACAUGGAGGCCAUGGUCAAGGCAAAGGGUAAUUAUGAGAAACUGUGUCGCUCUAUGGAAGACCAGCUGGCUGAAUACAAAACGAAACAUGAUGAAAACACUCGUCUCAUCACUGAAAUCAGUGCUCAAAGGGCAAGACUUCAGAAUGAAAAUGGUGAGCUUUCCCGCCUUCUUGAGGAGAAAGAAGCGAUACUCUCUCAGAUGUCAAGGGCUAAGCUUGCCUUCACUCAACAAAUUGAGGAACUGAAGAGGCACUCUGAAGAGGAAACAAAGGCUAAGAAUGCCCUUGCUCAUGCCCUCCAAUCUGCUCGCCAUGACUGUGAUCUGCUGAGGGAGCAGUUUGAGGAGGAGCAGGAGGCCAAGGGCGAGCUCCAGAGAGGAAUGUCCAAGGCCAACACCGAGGUGGCCCAGUGGAGAACCAAAUAUGAGACUGAUGCCAUCCAGCGCACUGACGAACUGGAAGAAGCCAAGAAAAAGCUCGCUCAACGUUUGCAGGAGGCUGAAGAGGCCACAGAGGCUGUGAACGCCAAGUGCUCGUCUUUGGAGAAGACCAAGCAGAGGCUGCAGGGAGAGGUGGAAGAUCUCAUGGCUGAUGUGGAAAGGGCAAAUGCACAAGCAGCUGCUCUUGAUAAAAAGCAGAGAAACUUUGAUAAGAUUUUGGCUGAGUGGAAGCAGAAAUAUGAGGAGAGCCAGGCUGAGCUGGAGGGGUCACAGAAAGAGUCUCGAUCUCUCAGCACCGAGCUCUUCAAAAUGAAGAACUCUUACGAGGAAGCUCUGGAGCACCUAGAUGUCCUCAAACGAGAGAAUAAGAACCUGCAACAGGAAAUCUCGGAUCUGACUGAACAGCUUGGUGAGAAUGGCAAAGCCAUCCAUGAGCUGGAGAAGAAUAAGAAACAAACUGAGAGUGAGAAGACUGAAAUCCAGACUGCUUUGGAGGAGGCGGAGGCUUCCCUGGAACAUGAGGAAUCCAAAAUUCUUCGCAUCCAGCUGGAACUCUCUCAGGUCAAAGGAGAAGUAGAUCGUAGGCUGGCUGAGAAGGAUGAGGAGAUGGAGCAGAUCAAACGCAACCAGCAACGUGUUGUUGAAACCAUGCAGUCAGCAUUAGACAGUGAGAUUCGCAGCAGGAAUGACGCCAUCAGAAUCAGAAAGAAGAUGGAGACUGAUCUCAAUGAUAUGGAGAUCCAACUGAGCCACGCAAAUCGGCAGGCCAUUGAAGCCCAGAAGCAGCUGAGGAACAUGCAAGCGCACCUCAAGGAACAAACUCUUCACCUGGAUGAGGCACUGCGUAGCCAGGAGGACCUAAGGGAGCAAGUAGCUAUGGUGGAGCGCAGGAACAACCUGAUGCAGGCCGAGGUGGAGGAGCUCCGGGCUGCUCUGGAGCAAACUGAAAGGAGCCGCAAACUGGCUGAACAGGAGCUGGUUGAUGCCAGUGAGAGAGUGGGAUUACUGCACUCUCAGAACACCAGCCUUCUCAACUCCAAGAAGAAACUGGAUGCAGAUGUCAGUCAACUUCAGGGCGAGGUGGAGGACGCAAUCCAAGAGGCUCGCAAUGCAGAGGAAAAGGCCAAGAAGGCGAUCACUGAUGCAGCUAUGAUGGCUGAGGAGCUGAAGAAGGAGCAGGACACCAAUGGUCAUCUAGAGAGGAUGAAGAAGAACCUGGAGACCUCAGUGAAGGAUCUCCAGCACCGUCUGGAUGAGGCGGAGAGCCUGGCUCUGAAGGGAGGCAAGAAGCAGCUCCAGAAACUGGAGGCUCGGGUGCGUGAACUGGAGGGUGAGGUGGAGAAUGAACAGAGGAGAGGGUCUGAUGCUGUCAAAGGAAUCCGUAAAUAUGAGAGGCGGGUCAAGGAGCUCACCUAUCAGACUGAAGAGGACAAGAAGACUGUCCAAAGACUGCAGGACCUAGUGGACAAGCUGCAGCUGAAAGUCAAGGCCUAUAAACGGCAGAACGAAGAAGCUGAGGAGCAAGCUAAUGCUCAUCUGGCUAAGUUAAGGAAGGUACAGCACGAGCUGGAAGAGGCUGAGGAGCGUGCAGACAUCGCCGAGUCCCAAGACAAGAAGAAUGUCCUGAGACUCCAGGAUCCGGUGGGCAAGCUGCUGCUGAAGAUGAAGGCCUACAAACACCAGACGGCGGAAGAGCAAGCAAAUAACCACCUGGCUGAGUUAAGGAUGGUGCGGUGUGAGCUGGAAGAAGCAGAGGAGUGGGAAGAUGAUAAGAUGACAGCCAAGAACAAGGAGUGGCAUAUGGCAGCAGAGCACAGAUCUGAUUACAAUAAAAGGCCUGCAAACUUGCGGAGUUUCCGGUCUCCCCCUGGCUUCGUGCUUGAUAUUGACGGUGCUCCGGGUGGCUGUGGCAGGAGGCAGGCUGGCGGCCAGGCUCGCGGAGCAGAGCGGAGAGGGACGCCUUGA
Myripristis murdjan (pinecone soldierfish) is the source of this 6135-nucleotide messenger RNA. RefSeq names its product myosin heavy chain, fast skeletal muscle-like. The transcript is spliced from 40 exons. Gene Ontology annotation, molecular function: microfilament motor activity; ATP binding; actin filament binding. The coding region runs from base 1 to 6135 and encodes 2044 amino acids. Gene Ontology annotation, cellular component: myosin II complex; myosin filament; cytoplasm. Lineage: Eukaryota; Metazoa; Chordata; Actinopteri; Holocentriformes; Holocentridae. Gene Ontology annotation, biological process: muscle contraction. The record is from RefSeq and is a predicted model, not a curated record.